Molecule: messenger RNA, 905 nt
Organism: Labeo rohita (rohu)
Lineage: Eukaryota; Metazoa; Chordata; Actinopteri; Cypriniformes; Cyprinidae
Gene: sdf2l1
Product: stromal cell-derived factor 2-like 1
Exons: 3
Coding region: 100-753 (217 amino acids)
Source: RefSeq, a predicted model, not a curated record
GGACUUGUCAUGAUGCGAUUGGUUAGAAAGCGUGUCAGUGUUUGAAUGGGACUCUCCGUUUCCAUUUUUCUGUGAUGUACAUAGACACGAGUUGUUACAAUGGGGCCAUUUAGAGUUAUAUCUGUCUUUCUGGAUUUAAUUUUAGUAUGUUUUAUGUUUGCCCAGUGCGGCGCUCGUGAUUUGGACUCCAGCUAUGUGACGUGCGGAUCUCUGGUCAAACUGAUGAACACCCGGCACAACGUCAGACUUCACUCGCAUGAUGUCAAAUACGGAUCAGGAAGUGGCCAGCAAUCAGUGACAGGAGUGGAUUCGGCCGACGAUGCCAACAGCUACUGGCGCAUCCGUGGGAAACCAGACAAAAUUUGUCAGCGCGGUGAGCCCAUUCAAUGCGGACAGGCCAUCCGUAUUACACACAUGAAGACCGGACGCAACCUUCACUCACAUCACUUCAGCUCCCCGCUGUCUAACCACCAGGAAGUGAGUGCGUUUGGUGAAAAUGGAGAAGGAGAUGAUUUAGACGUCUGGACCGUGCAGUGCAGCGACACACACUGGGAACGUGACGAUGCGGUACGAUUUAAACACGUCGCCACUGAGGUUUUCCUCAGUGUUACCGGAGAACAGUACGGCCAGCCAAUCAGAGGCCAGCGUGAGGUCCACGGAAUGCCUUCACCCAAUCAGCAUAACUACUGGAAGGUGAUGGAGGGGGUUUUUAUUCAGCCCAGCAGUGAUCCAGUGCGCCAUGAUGAGCUCUGAUGAUGCCGCUACAUUGUCGUAGCGAGCGAAUGAGAACUCCACUCACACAUGCUGUGAAACCCUCUCUAUAUUUAAACCUUCAGUUUCUGGUUUUACAUUUAUUGGUCAAACUCUUACAUAUGUGUUGCAAAAAAAAAAAAAGGAACACAAAA